Messenger RNA from Aspergillus heteromorphus CBS 117.55, 810 nucleotides. RefSeq lists its product as uncharacterized. Bases 1 to 810 code for a protein of 269 amino acids. The record is from RefSeq and is a predicted model, not a curated record. Lineage: Eukaryota; Fungi; Ascomycota; Eurotiomycetes; Eurotiales; Aspergillaceae. The transcript has a single exon.
AUGGAAGGCGGACCCAACCCUGAAGAGUUCGAAUUUUUCAACAUCCAACUGAAGGACGUGUGCAUCCCCGAAGAUAUCUAUAGCGAGCUAUCUCCAGAGCUCCAAGAACUGCACGCGCAAUGCAUCAUCCGAGCAUCCGACGCCAUGAUAGCCCAGCGACACUUCAUGCACCAGCUCAUUCCAGCCUCUAGUGGACUGUGCUCCAGCGACGACAAACCACGCCACCGCCGGCACGAACAGACCAUCUCCCACCUAUACGGGUGGAAAAAGGACAUGGAUCCCACGGACCCGACGUUAGCGCCCAGAAUGAAGAUCCCCAGACACCAAGUCUACCUGUACGCGGACCGUGCUGCCUAUGAGGAAUUUGCUGAACGCUACAGGAACAAGGUCCAAGAAUACCGGGACGGACUGUACAAGCUCUAUCGAGAUGAAGUUCUCAAGAUAGAUACCUGUCGGCAGCAGGUAGAGCCUGCCGACCUGUAUGUGAGAUAUAGUAAAUGGUGGACAACGACGUUCAUGGCGGAGAUGCAAAAGUGGGAGGGGAGGAUUGGCACUUUACUUCCUCUGGCGUAUGAGAUUGUGGUUGAAGCGGUGUACAUGCUCCUUUACGACUCCGUCGAAGAGGGCCCCGAUGUCGCUCGUGAGUUCGCCCUGCAGGCCAAUUGCCCGGUUGACAUUUCGGGCGGGGCCUUCUCGAGAACCCGCUGUAAGACUUCCCUUGAGCUGCACGACAGGACGCAUUUCUGUUACCGUGAUCAGAGCCAGGAGCCAUCUGACCUGGUUUUCGAAGAGGAAGAUUCCUCUUGGUGA